This is a messenger RNA of Linum trigynum, 2542 nucleotides long. The record is from the annotation of a GenBank genome assembly. Lineage: Eukaryota; Viridiplantae; Streptophyta; Magnoliopsida; Malpighiales; Linaceae.
GCCACUGAGACGCCGGUCCUCCAGUUAACUGAAAGCGGCCGAUUUAGUUGCUCCGAUCAGCGCCUCGCAGGCGAAAAAUGGUGUUCGAGGCGACGGAUGAAGUCCUACAAGUGUUGAAUUCUUCUCUUUCUCACUUAAAAUGGCGCCUUAAAUCUCCAGCCAAGCGCCGCCUCGAGAUAGAUGUUCUUGCAUUACUGACAGGAAUGAGACCAGUGAUAAUGGUCGAUUAUGGCGGGAAGAUGCCCGAAUUGCAGCAACACCUUUGUUCACUCGUCAAACAAUGCCACCAGGAGUCUGCGGUUUUCGAAUGCCUAAGAGUGAUGGUUGUGGAUGAUAUGAUCUAUCUGAUACACACUAAAGGACUUGCAGAGUAUGUCAGUACAAGCUUGAACUCAGAAGCGGAAUUGAUUUUUGUCAACCUGGAGCAGGAUCCACUGGAGAUGGUUUCGCAAAAGCACGAAUGCCCCUUGGGAGCUGAAUUCCUGAAGCUGCAGAGAAUGUUCUCCCUAUUCUUUCCCAUUGAUGAAGCGAAAGAUGUUGCCUUGUUGCCCGAUGUGAGAGAUACUGUGGUCAAUACCGAACCUAGCACUUCUUUAUCUGAUGGACACAUUGAUCUCAGCAGUUGCAUGAAAGAUACUCAGAUCACAGUGCCGACUCUAAAUGGAUGGCUUCUUGGCUACCCUGUAGUGUAUUUGUUCGGCAAGGAGUUCAUAUCAGAAGCAAUAUGUAAUCUGUCAACGAAGAAUCUGCAUCUCUUCAGAAUAUUAGUCCGCAGAGGCAAUGCUGCAUCCAGUAAGGGAUCCCAGCCUGAAGAACUAAUGAGUUUCUCAGUGCCGUACGAGCUGAGUAUGCGGGGAAGGAAGGAGCCAUGGGCCGAGGCAUUUCUGGAGCGGCUGCAGUGCAAGUGGCAGAACUGCAAGCAGACUUGGGUGUCUUUGGAAAUGGAGGUCGAUGAGUGCUACCCUCAAGCAAUAGUGCUGUAAAACUCCUCGAAUUCGGAACACGAUCUGAUCUCACCUUGUCGUCGGCUAUAGCACAACGAAGUCUCGAGGCAAUGCUCAAAACUUUCAUCAAUCAAACUCAACGGAUAAUUUAGCAGUUGUGUAAUUCCUUUCCUCCUUGAUUAAGCGAUUGGUGUUGUAUGCUCAUUGUAUCAACUAUUGUCUACUGGGAUAUAAAUUCUCGUAUUAACAUCAAGAAUGGGCUCGGUGCCAGAAGCCCAAAAUGUAGAAAUGGUUUGAUAGGUCCCGUUGGAUAAAUGGGCUUCGUGCAGGAGGCCCAAAAUGAGUUUCUCCCCCGGGGCCCGUUUUGAUCUUCUUCUUACGUUUGCCUAUUUAUGUAGUACUCGACGAAAGCUUUGGAGCGUGAGCUUGAUCACAAUUCACAGACCACGAUCGAAGAGAGGAAGAAGAAGAAGCAGGAAGAAACACAGGAGGAAAGCAGGACAAAAUGUCAGGAGGAAUCUCGCAGGACUGGGAACCCAUCGUCAUCCGCAAGAAGGCUCCGACCUCCGCUGCCAAGAAGGAUGAGAAGGUCGUGAACGCUGCUCGCCGCGCCGGAGUUGAGAUUGAGACCAUCAAGAAAUGUUAGUUCUCACUUCUCCCUUCGUCUUCGUUUAUUUUCGUUUGCUUUUUGUGGCUCUCUACUAGUCUCCGUUUCAUCUUUCGUUCUUCCCUUCACUUACAAAGAUCGCUGGAAUCGUUUGUUGUUAUUUUGGAUUUCUGGAGAAACAGUAGAAUUUUGGUGAGGUAAUCGGUGAACAGAGUUAGGUUUCUCGCUGAUUGAUGGUUUGCUAUCGAUGGAGAGUUAGGGUGUUGUUUGCUGUAUUUUAUGUUCUGUUUUAUCUCUCUUUUCCUGCGAUUGUUGAUGGAGAUUAAAGACGUGGUGAAUGAACUCCAUGCUAGUAAAUCUCUUUCACUCUUUGUAGGAACUUGCAUGAAAGCUUAGGAUAGGUAGUUUAUUUGUUGAUCAAUGUGUUGGAAGUUCUGAGGUGUUUUCCCGGCCACAUUCUGGGAAGAAGUGAUCUAAUGUUUGUGUUUGUGUGAUUUAUGUAGCAAAUGCUGGCUCGAACAAGGCGGCCUCUAGCAGUACUACCUUGAACACCAGGAAGCUUGAUGAAGAGACUGAGAUUGUUGCUCGUGAGUAUUCUCCUCUUCAUGUUCAUUUUGUUUCCAUAUUAUGUAUUGUUUUGCCCUCGAUUUCUCAGUUAGUUUGUAGAUAUUGCAACAUGGUACUCGUAACGCGCUUUCUGUUUGACGUCGAGAAUCAUCCAAUCAUAAGCUAGAGUAUAGUGGUUGAAUUUCUUAUGUAUUGCAAUCCUUGAAUAAUUACAGAUGGUUGAACACAACAGUUUAGGCAACUUCUCCAAUAUGAAGUCUUGUUUGAGCUAUAUGGUUUUUGGGAUAUUUGGGGUUGCAACCGAACCUGCAGAAGGUUGUAGGUCCUUCUUGGUUAGAAAUCACUGAAAAUGUUAUAGUUGUUUUCUUCUGUGUUGGAUCGAGGGUGACUUGAUAAUCCUGGCAAAUGAAAAUAGUUCAAUCUG